CAUGAAACCGUCGGGAUCUACACCAUUUCUACUUUACUCCCAAAAGGCAUCCAUCUCUUGCGAACGAGUCCUCGCCGAGGUUGGGUAUUCGAGCUCCCUGCAGCCUCACUCAGGUCAUCCCUUCGUUUGUUGGCGCUUUGGUUCGUUGGUUCUGCACUUGGUCACGAAGAAACCCCGAACCGGCACUUGCCCAUCAUCGCUCGACAAUUAACGUCCGGAGCGACAACGGCGGCAUACACUCCAGCUCCUUGCCACUCAACCUGAUUCUUACUCAAGGUCUUUGUCAUGGAACAUACAGCCCCUAUGCUGCCAAUGAACGAACUGCGCGCCUUGCUUUCAGAGGUGGCUUCUCAACACGCCGACAAAGUAUUCGCCCACUAUCCAUUCGAGUUCUUCCCCCGUGUUGUUUUCGACGUGAGGUGGCAGCAAAGUCCUUUUCUCGGCAGGUAUCUGAUCAGCAACUUCAAAAAGGGCUGGUUUGUCUACCUUUUCUGCGGCGUCAACGCGGCCGUCUUCGCCAUCUGGCGAUACCCUUCUCUUCUCGACCUCCCUUCCAGGCUCAUCUCCUCUUCUCAAACAAAACAGCAACGGCAAGCGAGGAGUGGUAGAAGCAGUAGAGGUUUGGGCAGUAACGUAAGAACCAUCCACGAUCUCAAUAGGGAUCAGGGAGGCGCGAGCUCGGAACGAUUUGGAUCCUUUCUUAGCCUUCAGAAUGAGGCCAAUCACUUGCAGACCCUUCGCCGCCACUUCACUAUCUCUCUUGAUAACACUGCCCAGGGCCGUUGGUGGACCAUUUUCGGCGGGGCUGUCUCGCACCAGGAUCUCGACCAUAUUGUCAAGAAUCUGACCACCUUCAUCAGCGUAGCCACCAUCGGUAUCAACAGAGGUCUGUCCAACGGCCAGCUUCUUUGCGUCUGCCUGGGCUCUGCCGUCGCUGGGUCCGUGGCACAGCUAUGGCAUUUCACACACAAGAUAGAAAGAGAUCGCCAGAGCCGUCGGCGAGGAGUUAUCAUGACCCGUUACGGCUUGGGGGCCAGCGGUAUCGUGAGCGGAUUGAGCGUCGCUGUGGCUGUGGUCUUUCCAUAUACCCAGGUGCAAAAGUUCGCUGGAAUGCUGCCGAUGCCGCUGACGCUGCAGUUGUGGACGGUACCUUUGAUCAGCUUUGCCUACGAUAUGUGGAUGCUGAACGAUGAAAGCUCAAAGAUUGGACACGGGGCUCACCUUGGUGGUGCCAUUUUCGGGGGACUUUACUCCUUCUUUGCAUUGAGAAGGCUCACCUCUACAACUUACCGGUUAUGAUGUGGCACAUGAGCAAUGUAUGAGCGCGUACUAUUAUUCGAGAUGUUCAGGUUCCCGUAAGGAAACAUGGGGCGGGCUAGCUAGGCACUGUGAUCGCCGUGGGCUUUUCAGGUUUCGCAACCAGUUCAACAGCACGUGUAGAGCGCAGACUAUUUGCGGUUAUUUAGGUUGACCAUAACCGUGAUGUUAGUCCAAAGGAAAAGCAAUGUAUUUACAAGUAUCUCUUAGCCACAACGCCGCAUACAAAAGGAGUGGUAUCAUGAUGAAAGAACAAAAGCUGAAACCCCCAACCCCCAACCCCCUUCCCCCG
This is a messenger RNA of Neurospora crassa OR74A, 1609 nucleotides long. RefSeq lists its product as hypothetical. The transcript has a single exon. The record is from RefSeq and is a predicted model, not a curated record. NCBI's taxonomy places the organism in Eukaryota, Fungi, Ascomycota, Sordariomycetes, Sordariales, Sordariaceae. The coding region runs from base 286 to 1299 and encodes 337 amino acids. Gene Ontology annotation, cellular component: membrane. Gene Ontology annotation, molecular function: serine-type endopeptidase activity.